UGUUCAUCCGCCGCUCGUUUCUGGACUUCAUGAACGAAUUCGGUUCGAAUUUCAAGCGUAACGACCUACGGGAGAGCCAUACGAUCAAUGCUACGCGUCUGCGGAGGUUCACGCGUGUUUUCCGUGUAGAUCAGUCGCUUUCCAUCUGUUUGAGUUACUUGCUCGGUUCUGAAAGGCUUGAUCCGAGUGUGUAAGACCGAAAGCGGACCAGAGUGACGGUGCGUCCGGUCCCAUGUUGCAGCCGAACCAGGACGAACAUGCCCGCUCAAAAGAUCCGGUGAAAUACGGCGAACUGGUGAUUCUCGGGUAUAAUGGCUCCCUGCCAGGUGGAGACCGCGGUCGGAAGAGGAGUCGCUUUGCUCUUUACAAGAGGGCAAAAGCGAAUGGCGUCAAGCCAAGUGCUGUGCAUAUUCUCAGCAACCCACACGACAGCAAGGCGGUGAACAGCAGGGGUCAACACAGCAUCUCCUUCACUCUCUCCAGGAAUCAGACGGUGGUUGUGGAAUACUGCCAUGACAACCACACCGACAUGUUCCAAAUCGGUCGCUCCACAGAGAGUCCCAUUGACUUUGUGGUGACUGACACACCCGGAUGUUCAACGGAGGGUGAAGACACCUCAUCCGCCCCGAGCACCAUCUCUCGCUUCGCAUGCAGGGUGGUGUGUGACCGGAACCCUCCUUACACUGCCCGGAUCUAUGCUGCUGGAUUUGACUCCUCCAAAAACAUCUUCCUUGGGGAAAAAGCAACUAAAUGGAAGAACCCCGACGGUCACAUGGAUGGACUCACGACCAAUGGGGUGCUGGUGAUGCAUCCACAAGGUUUUCCAGAAAAUCCGAAGCAGGGACUGUGGAGAGAGAUCUCUGUGUGUGGGGAUGUCUACGCUCUCAGAGAAACCAGAUCCGGUCCUAUCAGAGGACAACUGGCCCAGGGCGAGAGCAGCGCGCUGCAGGACGGCUCUCUCGUGGACCUCUGUGGUGCCACUCUCCUGUGGCGCACCGCUGAAGGUUUGCUCAAAGCACCAACUCUGCGACACCUGGACGCCUUGCGACUUGAGCUGAACGCCGCUCGGCCACAGUGUCCCGUGGGUCUGAGCACGCUGGCCUUCCCCAGCCUCCCCCGAAGUCACAGUCUGGAGGAACGUCAACCGUGGGCGUACCUCGCCUGCGGCCACGUCCACGGCCGGCACGACUGGGGCCAACGGCCGGAGCGUCACCGCGAGCGAGAGGAAGGGGCCUGCGGAGGUACCGGUGGCCGUCGGGAGUGCCCUCUCUGUCGGACAGUCGGGCCUUACGUUCCGCUAUGGCUGGGCUGUGAGCCGGCCAUCUACGUGGACGCGGGCGCCCCCACUCACGCCUUUGUGCCCUGCGGCCAUGUGUGCUCAGAGAAGACGGACAGGUAUUGGGCGGAGACUCCGCUGCCUCACGGGACCCACGCCUUCCGACCCACAUGCCCUUUCUGCUCUGCCCCGCUGUCAGGCAGUCCUGGGUACACGCGGCUCAUCUUCCAGGGUCCUAUCGAUUGAUGAAGUGGCCAAAGGAGGGGGUUGAAGGGGGCUGGAGUUUCUCUAGGGGCUAUGUUGCUAACUGUAACACCUUACACUGACGGUUCAUGCACACUUUUUAUUAUUUCCAUUGCUAGAAUACACGUGCACAAGUAGCUCACAUUGGGGAAUUAUGCUGCCUUCAAGUCAAGUUGAACUGGUCGCAUUUACAAGACAUGUGCACAUGUAUGGCAUCCAAAUGUCCUCAUUCCUAGUAGUCGUGGGUUCAGGUUGUAGUCCAAAAAACCUUUUUCCAAAAAGGUUUUUGAACUUGAGUAAAAUAUGGUCUGAGGUAAACAUUACUUGACACGUAGUUACAGCCAUACCUCAAACAUGAAUUUUGAAGCCGCCUAGUAAUUCAGUACGACUUCAGAAUUCACAUAGGAAAAUAAAACCUAUAGGAAAUUCCAGAGGGAACCCUUGGCGAAUUAGACUUCUGGGUUCGCCUACAAACUGACCUCAUGGCUGAACAUCUCUAUUGACCUGUAUAGUUUCAGCCCAGUUGUUAUCAAAGUAUGUAAUUUCUGCAUCAAUGAUCAGAAUUGCAGAAAUUAACUUCUGAAUACGCCCCCCAUCAGCCGUUGGUCAAACAAAGAGAUAGUCCCGCCCCCAACUCACGCCAUUGGUUGAGUAGUGUUGUUGUGGCGGGGUCAUAAGCGGGGCGCUCAAAACAAACUGAGCAAUUUUCAAAGCACAACAGAGACACCGUGUUUACGUUUUUUUGAGAAAAUGAACCUAUGAAUUGUUCAGCAUUUGCUGAGAUUUUUACAAUGUAAAAAAAUGGACAAUAUAUCAGAAAUGUUCCGAAAUUAAUCAGAAUCUAAUCGAAAUCAGACUGUAUUGAUAAUGAGCCCUAAUAUUGAUUUUUAAAGGUUAACGAGGCGACGGGCAUGCACGGGCGAACUAAGUUUCCCAUCAUUCUCAAUGGCAGCAUGAAAAUGCCAAAAAGACACAAAGCAAAUUAAACCACUCAUGCUUCAUUUUGUUGCACUAAAGCGAAAAAGAAGCAAAAAAGAGAGAAGAAUAUGAAAUUGUCCACACUUUUGUUUUAUUAUGACCAAAAUCUCUUUUUGUGCGCAUCACGCCAUAAUUAUGACAUCAGAACAACGAAGGACUUGAAGGCAGCAUUCGUUUUGAAUACAGCUCAAGGGCCCAAGAGUGGCAUCUUGGCGGUGCUGGGGCUUGAACCCCCGACCUUCUGGUCAGUCUGGAGCCUUAACCGCUGAGCCUCCACUGCCCCAGAUUCCCGGCCCCUUUCCGCCCCCUCUACGGCCACUUCAAAUGCUUUCUCAGUACAUGACCUGAGACCGUACCAAUCUCACAGCACACACGCUAGAAAGUACAGAAUCCUUACGAACACUUCAGCAAUAAACACGGUAGAAUCAACUGGAGAGAUGCAAACGGUUCGAGCCAUGUACUUCCCUUAACCUUCGCUCAAACAUGGCUGAACCUGGUCAGGGGCUUUGCCAGGUCAUGAGUCAUUUAGCCCUUGUGAUUUAUUGAUUUGUAUUGGGGGUUUUUACCUUUUAUUUUUGGGAUUCUUCUGAUUUAUUUUAGCUUAUAAAUGACAGUCCAAGUUGUAGCUGCAAUAUAUAUACCGUAGUCGUUUUGAAAUCGUCAAGAUGUCAUAUUUUUCUACAUGACUGUGUUACUAAACUUUGACCCAAGGUCAGACUGUUUUCUAUACGAGUGUUUCACAUAUAGCAGUAUAUAUAGAUUAUAUAUAUUAUUUUAAGUAUACGAUAUGAUUUGAGUCCAGGAGAGUUUACCGAAGACAGAAUGCCCACUGUGCCAACUACCAAGACAACAUCUGACCACAGGCACUCGAUCUAAUGACCAACAUGAUGAAUGUACAAUUCCAGUGCAUAGUUGCCGUUUUAAACCUCCCUGGUGCUAUUGUUGAUUUGCAACAAUUCUCUUAUUUUUAGCUGAAUUUACUGCACUCCUGUAAAUCUUUGAUUGUUUCACUUAAAAAGGCGAACUCUUAAUACUAACUUUCAUCAGUAACAUAAUAAAUAUGAUGCAGUGCUCAACAGAUCAGGAGUUCUUGUACAUUUGAAAUAUGAAAAUAUAAGAUACGAACUAACUGAAUAUACACUGACGAGUUAAAACAUUAUGACCACUUGCCUAAUGUGCUGUUGCUCCCCUGUGUGCCGCCAAAACAGCGCCAUGAGUCAUGGACACUACAAGACACCUGAAGGUGUCCUGUGGUAUCGGACACCAAGAUGUUAGAAGCAGAUCCUUCAAGUCCUGUAAGAUGCGAGGUGGAGCCACCGUGGAUGGUAAAUGGUCUGCACUUGUAUAGUGCCUUUUUUAACAUUAGAGGUUACCAAAGCGCUUUAUACUGUGUCCCAUUCACCCAUUCAUACACUAAUAGUGGCAGAGUUGCCAUGCAAGGUGCUAGUCUGCCAUUGGGAGCAACUUGGGGUUCAGUGUCUUGCCCAAGGACACUUCAGCACAUGGGAGUCAUGUGGGCCGGGAAUCGAACCUGCGAUUAGCAGGCGACCCGCUCUUCUACCUGAGCCACAGCCGCCACGUCGGACUUGAUGGUCCAGCACAUCCCACAGAUGCUCAAUCGGAUUGAGAUCUGGGGAAUUUGGAGGCCAGGGCAACACCUUGAACUCAAGUUCCCGAACAAUGUGUGCCAUGUGGCAAGGUGCAUUAUCCUGCUGAAAGAGGCCACUGCCAUCAGGGAAUACCAUUGCCAUGAAGGGGUGUACCUGGUCUGCCACUAUGUUUAGGUAGGUGGCACGUAUCAACUUGACUUCCAAGUGAAUGGCCGGACCCAGGGUAUCCCUGCCACAAGAUGUAAAAGAAAACGGGACUCGUCGGACCAGGCAUCCUCCUUCCACUGCUCCAAGGUCCAGUUCCGACACUCGCGUACCCAUUGUAGGCACUUCCGACGGUGGACAGGGGUCAUCGUGGGUGUUGUUGUGACACAUUCCUCCCGUAACCAUCAUUCAAAUCUUUGUGACUUGUGCCACAGGAGACCUUAAUAAUAAUAAUUCCUUACAUUUAUAUAGCGCUUUUCUAGGCACUCAAAGCGCUUCACAUAGCAUAUGGAUGAUGCGACGGCAGCCAUAGUGUGCCAGAACGCACACCACACACCAGCUAUUGGUGGGGAGGAGAGAGUAGAGUGAUGUAGCCAAUUCAGGGAUGGAGAUUAAUACGAGGCCAUGAUAGAUAGGGGCCAAUGGGGAGAAUUUGGGCCAGGACACUGGGGUUACACCCCUACUCUUUACAAGAAGUGUCCUGGGAUUUUUAAUGACCAUAUAGAGUCAGGACAUCUCAUCUGAAGGACGGUGACUUUUUACAGUAUAGUGUCCCUAUCUCUAUACUGGGGCAUUAGGACCCACACGGACCGUAGGGUGAGCACCCCCUGCUGGCCUCCCUAAUACCACUUCCAGCAGCAACCUUGGUUUUCCCCAGGAGGUCUCCCAUCCAGGUACUGGCCAGGCUCAACCCUGCUUCGCUUUAGUAGGCAACCAGGCAAGAGCUGCAGGGUGAUAUGGCUGCGACCUUCUGUCGGUUUAGACCAGACGGGAUAGUCUUUGUUGCCCUCGCACAUCCAUGAACCUUGGGCGCCCAAACCCUGUUGCCGGUUUCUGCUUUGUCCCUCCUCGGACCAAUCUCGGUAGGUACUCGCCACCGCUGACCGGGAACACCCCACGCGCCUUACCGUUUCAGAGAUGCUCUGACCCGGUCAUCUGAUCAUAACAAUCUGGCCCUUGUCAAAGUCGCUCAGGUCUUUACUCCUGCCCAUUUCUCCUGCAUUCAACACAUUAACUACGAGAACUGAUUGUUCGCAUACCAUCUACCCAGACCUUGACACCUGGCCUUCAUAGGAGAUGAUCAACGUUAUUCGCUUCACCUGUGAGUGCUCAUAAUGUUUUGGCUCAUCAGUGUACACGAUCCGAUAAGCAUUAUAUAAUUAGUGGAGCUUGUUAAGGCAAGUUAUUGUUAUUGAGAAAAGUGAUAUCAAAAAUGACACCAACUCAAAUAUUGCCUGCACCCCUUGCACUGUGCAUCUCUGAGCAUUAUAAGCUAAGCACUUGACAAAGCUUUCAAUUGCAGGGUUUAGACAUAAAACUCGACUUUACCUCACAAGCUAUAGAAGAGACCUCAGUUUAAGACCGUAUUUUUUUUUUGACUUCCCUUUGACUUCAUCAGAUGCAAUGCUUGGUUUAGCCUGAGCUCGAUUGUGCCAUUUAAGCAUGUUGACUCCCUACGUGCAAAUGUGAAAACAUGACUCGAGUAGUUCUCUGAGAUUGAAAAACAGGUCAUUGAAAGUCUGUGUGUGUUAAUGUAGAAACAGACAUUAGAAUCUAUGCUUCAAAUUGACUUUUUGUGGCGUCUCGUAGCAGCAACUCUCGCGUUUAGAGACAGUUUUUACGUCUUCCGAACAACCUCCAAUGCUGUUCCACUUCCACUCUUGACCCACCAAGGGUGUUUGACAUUUCUCGGCCCAUGCACACUGGCAUCGGGUCACCUCAGGUUUACACUAGUCAAAGUUUACAAGUGUUCCAGGGUCUGUUUCCACUGUUAGCCGGGUUAGAACCGUAGUGUGCGUGUGCCUGUAUCUGUUCACUAAUGGUCGACCGAUAUGGCAUUGCUAGGGGGCGUUACCGAAAAACACUGAACUUACUUUACCCAAUAUUUAAUCUAAAAUGUUGCCAGUAGAUUUUGUAACUAAGUGGAAUGACUGACUACUGUUAGUCGUCAACUCUUUAUUGGCUGACACGAUGAUGAUCUCAAAAUGGACUAAUAUCGUCUGAAUAAUCGCCCUGGCCAAUAUAUCGGUCCAUCGCUAGUCUCCGUCGACAGGGUUUUUCUCUCUCAGAGGUCAACGGGAAUGGGCAUGUCCAGUGCAAAUCCAAGAGGCACAACCUUUCGCUAGUGGUUCAGUAUUGUGUCUGCUUUGAAAUGAGUUUUUUUGUGAUCUUGACUAGACCUUGGAAACUACAGACCAUUGUAUUCAUGCUGAGGGACUGUAAUUGCUUUAUAGGACUUUUGUUUAAUGUUCUGGAUAAAAAGUCCCACACUGGAUGGUAUGAAUCUCUGAAAACUCUUGACAGUACCGCCGCUCCCUAGAAGCAGAAUAUGCAGUCUGCGUAGGGCACCGACUCCCUAGAGGGGCACCAGAAAGUCCACCAGCUGCCCUUCCUUGCACGUUAUACGUUAUUCGAGGACCCGAAAGCAGCUGCGGAACACAGAUGACCGUCCACCUGGAACUCUGCGUAGGGCAUCAAUUUGGCCAGCGGCGGGCGGGCGGGCAUGCUUGUUGAUAAUGGAUAUGUGAUUGAUCAGUUGUCAAUUGUUUGCGUUGCGUUUGAAUGAGAUGUGAAGCACCUUGUGUUUGACCCAUUUAAUAAAACAUCUAUCUCAGACAAGAAUCAUGACCUUUGAACUUACCACUGCUACAUUUCACUCAAACCCAGGGUGCACAGACAAUCACAAAUCAUGAUAUAAAUAAAAUGUAUCUUUUCAAUAUACAUGCAUAGUGAUUUCAUUUGAAUUAUGCAACACAAAUAUAAAGUGCUACAUUUGAAUUCACUGAAACUGGUGGGUGAUUGUAAUGGUUAACCAAUAGAGGGCACUGUUGUCAUGACGACCGUUACAUCACUUUACCAUUCUGUCAACUGUUGGAUGCUAAAACAUGAAUGUGGUUUAUACCCUUAAAAGCUCUUGGAGGCUGUAAAAUUUGGGUAUUUCAAAAGUCUAUGAAUGACGUUUUGGCUCCCUGUUGUCAUGGACAACCUGGAAAUAUCAGUUUUAAAAUGGGAAUUUCCAGGCCUGGAAAAAAAUUAUAAUGGCAAAUAGUGAAAUCUUAAAGUCAUGGAAACUAAUACAUUUUUCAAGAUGCAUUAUUUAAAAUAUUGAAUUGUUUAGAAAUCACUCCUCAUGAGUACGGACUUAAAAUGACCUAUUCUGGAAAAAACUAUUCUACAAAUAAACCAGUAGAGCUAUCUUGGAUUUCUGAUGGGAAUGAAAACGAGGUUUAGUUACUUGAUAGACUUAUUACCAUCUCUUUAAUGACAUGCGCUGAAUAAAGCUAUCAAAAGCUCCUAGGUCACAUCUCAUCUUCCAGAACUCAUGUUGUCUGGAGUUUUUCCCUGAUCGUGUAACGGGAGCCAGUUGGUAGGUAGUUGUGCAGUGUGACCUCUGACUGAUGCUAGAAGCUGUAGCCUUACGCCGCCUCCUCGUUAACUCCCAUGCCGGAGACUCCGGUUCGAAUCCCGCUUGAAGCGGGUUCAAGCAGGACCAGUUACAAUAGCACAUAUAGCACAUCUACCAGACAUCUUUUUGAUGCGUGCGUUACCAUCUGGAGGAAGUAUUUUUAAGGUUGUUUGCUCAUCUGCAAUACGUCUAGAAGACGUUUGCUUUCGGUUGUCAAGAAGACAUUCAGCAGAUGUCUUUGAGACGUUUAUGAUUGAGAAUGUCAAAAAAUCUCCCAAUUCCCAAUGUGGGGACUCGCCUCAAUCCGGGUGGUGGAGGACGAAUCUCAUUUGCCUCCGCAUCUGAGACCGUCAAUCCGCGCAUCUUAUCACGUUGUUUGUUGUGUGCGUUACCAUGGAGACGUAGCGUCUGUGGAGGCUUCAUGCUAUUCUCCGCAGCAUCCACACACAACUCACCACAUGCCCCACCGAGAGCGAGAACCACAUUAUAGUGACCACGAGGAGGUUACCCCAUGUGACUCUACCCUCCCUAGCAACCGGGCCAAUUUGGUUGCUAAGGAGACCUGACUGGAGUCACUCACCACACGCCCCACCGAGAGCGAGAACCACAUAAUGACCACGAGGAGGUUACCGCAUGUGACUCUACCCUCCCUAGCAACCGGGCCAAUUUGGUUGCUAAGGAGACCUGACUGGAGUCACUCACCACACGCCCCACCGGGAGCGAGAACCACAUUAUAGCGAUCACGAGGAGGUUACCCCAUGUGACUCUACCCUCCCUUAGCAACCGGGCCAAUUUGGUUGCUAAGGAGACCUGACUGGUGUCACUCAGCACACCCUGGAUUCAAACUCACGACUCCAGGUGUGAUAGUCAGCGUCAAUACUUGCUGAGAUACCCAGACCCCCUUCCAGUUCGCUGUCCUUUUCUGCAUAUCGUGGUGCCGUUUUGUGGUCCGUUCUGCAUAAAGUGACGGCACAUUGCAGCCCAUUCGGCACGUUUCGCGGCCGCUCAGUUCUCCCAAAGGACAUUCCGCCCCUGAUCAGCCUAAAAGUGUGUCGGCCCACCGGGAAAAUGCCUGGUAUGCCCGAUUACCAGUCCAGCCCUGCAGACGCGGUGCAUGUCUGAAGGGCGAUAAGGGGGAAGGUAUUCUUACUGUUGCAGUGUAACAACUUUGACAUACUCCACAGAAUUCGUUGAUACAGAACAUUUAAAAUGUUGUAAAAAUGUUCACAAUGUUUGGAUAAUAGUAACGCACAAACUUACUAUAUGAUGUCUAUUUGAAUAUCUAUUAUGUUCACAUUAAACAUUAUUAAAGACACAUUAAUAUCGAUCCAAUAUAGCAAAGAAACAGUUCAGCGUCUCUUUUGUCUUGCUUUUUUACCAGGGUCAGAAAUGAACAAGGGCUCGGGCUGGGGUGCACUGGGAAGAGAAAUCGGCCCUGGAUUUUAAAUAAAAACCGGCCCAAAUGUUGUAGAGUGGGUUUAUGCCGUUCGGCCCUGUUUCGCGGCCGACCCUCCCGGAAAAGUCCCGGUUCUCCAUACGGCCAGUCCACCCCUGGCUCAGGGCAAAACAUCU
Messenger RNA from Xyrauchen texanus (razorback sucker), 9289 nucleotides. Its product is annotated as E3 ubiquitin-protein ligase pellino homolog 2-like. Gene Ontology annotation, molecular function: ubiquitin protein ligase activity; protein binding. The transcript is spliced from 6 exons. Gene Ontology annotation, biological process: regulation of Toll signaling pathway; protein polyubiquitination. Bases 233 to 1522 code for a protein of 429 amino acids. The record is from RefSeq and is a predicted model, not a curated record. NCBI's taxonomy places the organism in Eukaryota, Metazoa, Chordata, Actinopteri, Cypriniformes, Catostomidae.